AGACACAGUGUGCCGAAGUUUUAGGCAACCGCAGAGCGGCUGUACUGGGUGCCAUACAACCUCCAGCGGUUCAAGGAAGCAGUUACGAGCUACGGUCUGCAAUCAUUGAAAGUUUUAGUCACGGAUACACGGGUGAUUGUUACUUCGAAUGGAUGAACCAGUACGGAUACACCUUCAGAUUGAAGAUAUACGGGGAAACCCGUCUCAUGACGGUGGAGCCUGAGCACAUCAAGGCAUUUCUAGCUACCCAAUUCGAGAACUUCGAGAAAGGCCCUGUUACUUUUGAUCAACUUCACUCUCUGUUAGGAUUAGGUGUAUUCAAUUCUGACGGAGAAAGAUGGAAGACUCAUCGAAACAUGACUCGUCCUUUCUUCAGUAGGAACAGAAUCAGCGAUUUUGAUAACUUUGAACGUCACACAGAGAACACCAUCUCUACCAUUAAGGCUCGUCUAACUCAAGGUUACCCCAUUGACUUCCAGGACGUUGUGGCUCGUUUCACGCUCGACUCCGCAACCGAAUUCUUAUUUGGGAAGGAUGUCGGGUCGCUCGGAGCCAACUUGCCUUACCCAGAAAGUUCACCCCUGGCGAACGAUCCCUCCAUCUUGAACCAUCCUUCCAAUGUUUUUGUCCGUGCUUUCAUGCAAGGUCAAAUUCACACAGCAUUUCGAGCUAGAUUUGGAAUGCUGUGGCCUUUGAAGGAGAUUUGGUCAGACAAGGUGUCACCGUACCGGCAACAAGUCGAUGAAUUUGUGAAUCCGAUCCUCGAAGAGAGGAGACAACAUCUUGCAGCGGAGAAGCCCAGCGAUGAUGAUAACGAGGGAGAGACGUUCUUGGACCAUCUGAUCAAACAUACCGCAGACAAUCAAGUCAUCAAGGAUGAACUCGUAAAUAUACUCGUCGCUGGACGUGAUACGACUGCUUCCCUCUUGACCUUUUGUAUCUACGUCUUAACUGAACGACCUGACAUCACGGAAAGACUAAGACUCGAAGUCCUGGAGAAAGUGGGGCCUAAUGCUCGCCCCACAUACAAAAUCAUCUCUGAGAUGAAGUUCCUACGUGCUUUCAUUAAUGAAACUCUUCGGCUGUACCCAGCAGUCCCAUUCGACGGAAGAACGACUAGAAGUCCCGUUGUUCUUCCACAGACAGAAACCCAACCGGCGUAUUACAUUCCCGCUGGCGUGAAGUGCUUGUACAGUGUCUUUCUGAUGCAUCGUCGAGCCGACCUUUGGGGCCCAGAUGUGCUAGAAUUCGACCCCGAUCGUUUCCUCGAUGAACGAUUGCACAAGUACUUGACACCCAAUCCUUUCAUAUUCCUCCCGUUCAAUGCAGGCCCACGCAUUUGCCUCGGUCAACAGAAGGCACUGUGGGUGAGGAUGAAGGACGCAAACUUAGCAUGAGUAGUUCGACGAAUGUAAAUGGAUGUCUUUGUCCACCAAUACCAUGUAUAUUAUCAUCAUGCGUUAGAUUAGGUUAGAUUGUACUGCUCAUCGAUUGGUAACGGUAUUUUUUUCUGGUACCGGUCUUCUUCGCUCCAUGUAUCCAUUCUCCAAAUUUGAGAUCACCUUCAUUCUGUUCGAUGCUUAUUGCCUCGACCUUGCUUCAUGGAUAUCAUUUCUCGAAAAUUAUCUCCAUUUGAGUUUAGUUUCACGUGAUUUCUUUGCUCCUCUACUUUUACUUCAACUCGGGAUAAUAUCUCUGCUGUUGUGCCACCCAAUGGAAACCAU
Lentinula edodes (shiitake mushroom) is the source of this 1724-nucleotide messenger RNA. Its product is annotated as cytochrome P450. The record is from RefSeq and is a predicted model, not a curated record. Gene Ontology annotation, molecular function: heme binding; oxidoreductase activity, acting on paired donors, with incorporation or reduction of molecular oxygen; iron ion binding. The transcript has 15 exons. Lineage: Eukaryota; Fungi; Basidiomycota; Agaricomycetes; Agaricales; Omphalotaceae. Bases 153 to 1397 code for a protein of 414 amino acids.